Molecule: messenger RNA, 843 nt
Organism: Williopsis jadinii
Lineage: Eukaryota; Fungi; Ascomycota; Saccharomycetes; Phaffomycetales; Wickerhamomycetaceae
Product: 60S ribosomal protein uL4
Exons: 1
Coding region: 6-806 (266 amino acids)
Biological process (GO): translation
Cellular component (GO): cytosolic large ribosomal subunit; ribosome
Molecular function (GO): RNA binding; structural constituent of ribosome
Source: RefSeq, a predicted model, not a curated record
GUCGUAUGUUUGCUCCAACCAAGACCUGGAGAAAAUGGCACGUUAAGGUGAACCAAAACGAGAAGAGAUACGCUGCUGCCUCUGCUAUUGCUGCCUCUGCUGUUGCUCCUCUCGUUUUGGCCAGAGGUCACAGAGUUGAGCAAAUUCCAGAGAUCCCAUUGGUUGUCUCCUCUGACGUUGAGAAGAUCACCAAGACCAAGGAGGCUGUUGCUGUCUUGAAGGCUGUUGGUGCUCACUCCGACGUUGUCAAGGUCAUCAAGUCCAAGAAGCUCAGAGCUGGUAAGGGUAAGCUCAGAGGCAGACGUUACGUCCAAAGACGUGGUCCAUUGGUUGUCUACGGUGAGGACAACGGUUUGGUCAAGGCCUUCAGAAACAUCCCAGGUGUCGAGACUGCUAACGUCUCCUCCCUUGGUUUGUUGCAAUUGGCCCCAGGUGCUCACGUUGGUAGAUUCAUCAUCUGGACCGAGUCUGCUUUCGCCAAGUUGGACUCCGUCUGGGGUUCCGAGGCUGUUGCCUCCUCCAAGUCUGGCUACUCCUUGCCAGCCAACAUCUUGGCCAACUCUGAUGUUACCAGAAUCAUCAACUCUUCUGAAAUCCAAGCUGUUGUUAGACCAGCUGGUCAACCAACUCAAAAGCGUACCCACGUUUUGAAGAAGAACCCACUCAAGAACAAGCAAGUUCUCUUGAGAUUGAACCCAUACGCUAAGGCUUUCUCCGCUGAGAAGUUGGGCUCCAGAAAGGUUGAGGGUAAGGGUGCUGCCAAGCCAUCCAAGGGUCAAUUCGAGCAGCUCUUGAAGCACGACUAAGUCUAGUUUCCUCGAGAGAUUAGUGGAAUGGAGCGAG